AUGGCGGACUAAGCGGCGUGGCUUUCCGUUUCCGGAGAAGUUUCACAUUUACGAUCUUAUAGAUUCAAAAAUAGCAUCAAAUACCUCAACUAUUCACCUUUUCUUAAGCCCAGGAAACGGACUUUGAGUGUGGAGCGACGGCGUGUUAUCUGAAGUGAAGAUUGAAGACGUGAUAGAAGAUGGACGACUACUGCUAUGCUAAGAUGGCGACGUCCGCUAAAAGAGAACAUGAAAGAGAAUCAGCGCCACCAACGGAGAACAAUCUGAAAAGCGAAGAUGAAGACGUCCAGCAGCUGAUCGGUAAUCCAGAAGAAGUUUCCCCUCAGUUAGGGGGGAGCUCCACUUUGAAGCAGGAGACUCCACAACCACCCUGCAUUAAAAAGGAAGAGGAGGAUCUCUGCAUCACUCAGGAGGGAGAGUGUCUUCUAGGACGAGAGGAAGCUGAUUACACCAAGUUUCCACUGAGUAUUCUCUCUGUGAAGACUGAAGAUGAUGAAGAGAAACCACAAGUAGACAACCUCUUAGCUCCACUAUCAGAUAGUGAGGCUGAAGACGAGGUUGAAGAACCUUUGAGCAGCGAUACAGACUGUGAAGGUGAUAUGAGGACUCACACUGACAACAAACACUCUGAAUGCUCUUCAAAGAAGAGAGGUAAAACAUGUUUGAGCUGCUCAGUUUGUGCUGAAAGUUUUACUAAAAAGAGCCUUUUGACUGUACACAUGAGAACACACACAGGUGAAAAACCUUUUGUUGUUCAGUUUGUGGCAAAAGCUUUUCUGAUAAGAGCCAUUUGACUGGACACAUGAGAACACACACAGGUGAAAAACCAUAUAAGUGUUCAGUUUGUGGCAAAAGCUUUUCUCAUAAGAGCCAUUCGAUUCAACACAUGAGAACACACACAGGUGAAAAAUGUAGUUGUUCAGUUUGUAGCAAAAGCUUUUCUGUUAAGAGCCAUUUGACUGAACACGAGAACACACACAGGUGAAAAACCAUUUACUUGUUCAGUGUGCUGUAAAAGGUUCCCACGUAAUGCAGACGCAGUAAAACACAUGAGAACGCACAAGGGAAAAUAACCAAUUAGCUGUUUAGUUUGUGGUAUGUUGCUCAUAUGUGGUGACAUCCACCCUACCCAGGACCUCCUCACUGCUUCUUUCACAAAUAUCUGAGGUAUUCAUACAAACUUGGAUUAUUUGGAGCAUAAUCUUAUCUACUCAUGACCCCAUGUCUUCUCUGUAUCUGAAACCUUCUUGAACAUUAAGAUAGAUGAUGCUUCAAGUGCUUGGUUACUCCUUCUUCAGUCCAGGGACCUGGGGCCUCAUGUGUCAAGUUUGUGUACGCUCUAAAACCUGCACUACACCCUUUUUGACUGCAAAGUUGAGAUGUAUCAAAACUGACAUGAUGCUGGGAAACUGUUUGCAUAAAAAAAGUGCCAACUUUCCUCAGAAUGAUUGAUGUGCAAAUCAGAGACAUAUGAACAAUUAACCCCCAACACCCACAACCCAACCCCCACCUCCCUCGACAUUCCGCCAUAACAGGUUCAAACCGGCCCGCGAGAUUGGUUUGCGAAGUGUAAAAUUCAGCUGCAUUUUUCUAAUUAAAUAAACUGCUGUUCUAAAUGUGUCCACUGGAUGUCGCAAUAGCAAUUCUGUUAGGCAAGAAAAUAGUUUAUACCGGGGCGAGCAAGUAUACCAAGCAAGAGGUACACGGUAAAGCGGGGCUGUGACUCCUCCCCCUCCACCCAACGUAAAACAGGAGUAAAAUAAGCAAUCAGUAACCCCACUUAAAAUGCAGCAUGAGACACUGCACACUGAUGUAGUUCUGUGAAAAUGAUUGUCUUCUGUGCAAAUGUAAAGAAAGUGAACAGUGUGUGAUUUACUGCAAUACUGUCAGUCUUUUAACUUUUUAUUUGUGCUUUGUUGAAAUUGUUCACACAUUGCACAGCUUUUAUUUUUCUAUCAAUACACAUUAUGUCUAGAAGACAGGAAGUAACUCAACACUCUUGAAUAGUUUCUACCUCAGUUUGUAUGGUUUGUUGAGUUAGCACAGGAUUAAUAUGUGGAAAUGACAAAUGAGGUAGUUGAUACAUAGAAUAGUUUUUAUUCAUGGUUUUUGUUUUUUGUUCAAUCCUAGAUGGGUUGUGACUUAAAGUUUAAUUGCUUUGUAGAAACACUGAGAUUAAGUCUAAGUUCAUUGUGUUCUUCAAGGUGUU
This is a messenger RNA of Entelurus aequoreus (snake pipefish), 2209 nucleotides long. RefSeq names its product zinc finger and SCAN domain-containing protein 31-like. The record is from RefSeq and is a predicted model, not a curated record. The transcript has 2 exons. Bases 180 to 794 code for a protein of 204 amino acids. Gene Ontology annotation, cellular component: nucleus. Lineage: Eukaryota; Metazoa; Chordata; Actinopteri; Syngnathiformes; Syngnathidae.